Molecule: messenger RNA, 758 nt
Organism: Halichondria panicea
Lineage: Eukaryota; Metazoa; Porifera; Demospongiae; Suberitida; Halichondriidae
Product: large ribosomal subunit protein uL5-like
Exons: 4
Coding region: 103-672 (189 amino acids)
Biological process (GO): translation
Cellular component (GO): cytosolic large ribosomal subunit; ribosome
Molecular function (GO): structural constituent of ribosome; RNA binding
Source: RefSeq, a predicted model, not a curated record
ACGGUUGCAAGCAAGCAGACAAACAGAGAUAGGACUCCUCUAAACGCCAUAUUGCUUUGCAAACAAAAAGGGGGGAGUGGCUGAUCUACUUGGAGACUGCGCAUGCUCAGUAAGUCCUUCUUUGACAAGCACGCUGGAAUCAUGUCUAAGCGGGAGAAUCCUAUGCGAGAGCUUCAGGUGAAGAAGCUAUGCCUUAACGUUUGCGUGGGGGAGAGUGGUGACAGACUCACUAGAGCUGCUAAAGUGCUUGAGGCCCUUACUGGACAGCCUCCAGUCUACUCUAAAGCACGCUACACUGUUCGAUCGUUUGGUAUUCGUCGUAACGAGAAGAUAGCUGUCCACUGCACAGUGCGUGGACCCAAGGCCGAGGAGAUACUCGAGAAAGGUCUCAAAGUCCGCGAGUACGAGCUGAGAAAAGAGAACUUCUCCUCUCAAGGCAACUUUGGAUUUGGUAUUCAAGAGCACAUUGACUUGGGCAUCAAGUAUGACCCUACUAUUGGCAUCUAUGGGAUGGAUUUCUACGUGGUGAUGGGUCGCCGUGGAUUCCGUGUGCCUAACCGUAAGCGAAGCCCAGGUCAUCUUGGGUUCAGGCACAGGGUUACAAAGGACGAGGCAAUGAAGUGGUUCCAACAGAAGUAUGAGGGAGUUUUGCUGCCUGGAAAGAAGAAGUGAACAAUCUAGCUGUGCUCUACAUUGGUUGUUCUCUUUGUAGUUUAUUGUGCACAAAUUUUCAUCUGAUGUGUUAUUAUGAUUGCAAA